ACCACAAGCACUGUGAAUAAAUUAUGCUUCACGAAAGAACUGAAUACAGGGGUAAAAGAUUCAAAUUAGCGUGGACCAUAUUUCUCUCUUUAGUUGUUUUGAUUGGAUUUUGCCUUGAGUGUAGAAAUUACAUCAAAGGUUCCACUGCGGUGAUUGUAAAGAAGUAUGCAGUAGUUGGUGAUUUUGACAUAACUUAUGAUAAGUUAUUUCCAAGGUAUUAUCAUGCAACGGGUCUUUUAACUUUACCUUACGAUAAUGUAGUGGAGCCAUUUGAGUCAUGGUAUGCAGGAGAGAAAAAUAUGAGUCGAAUUGAUUACUAUUACGGAAUGGAUAAAACAAUUCAUCGAGGAGACAUGGGUGAUGAUGGAUUAUUAUUCAAAAUCAUUCCGAAACAUACUGAUCCUCAGCCGUCAAAGACGUUUUUUACAAGUUGUUGGAUAAGAAAACUUCAAUCAAGAGACUCACAACGAGGACAGAGUGUAAUUCCUACCAAUUUAUCAGAAUUCAAGCUCCGAGGUAUUGGUUACUACAAAGGUCAGAAAUGUCGAAAAUACGUGCGAACGAUUAUCGAGUGCAAUAAAACGAAUACAUACACAUUGUACAUUACUAAUAAUAAACCAUAUAAACCUUUGAAAUAUGAAAUGAUGGGGUACAACGACUUGUUAAACUCUCAUUACGAUCACUAUGUACUUGAGUACGUUACCUUCAAACCUUGGGCAUUUAACUUCUCUAUUUUUAAAAUUCCUGCAGAUACCUGGUGCGCAAAAAAAGCAAGAAUAAUCAAAUCUCGAUAUUUCAUGAAUCCAAUGUCAGAGUUCCUACACUUUCAUCACUCCAAAGAUGAAGAAAUAGAAAAACAUUUUCGCCAUUUUAAGAAAGCUUAUUUGAAGAACUAUAAAUAUCACGAAGAAAACGAGCGAAGAAAACAUAUAUUUAAACACAACGUAAGAUUCAUUAAUUCUCGGAAUCGUGGUAACUAUGGUUACUCUCUUUCAUUGAAUCAUUUGAGUGAUCUAAGCGAAGAGGAGAUGAAGUCACAUCGUGGAUUACUUUCUCAAAAAGAUUAUCAUUAUUCCAAGAAAGCCAAUGUCAAGAAGAAAACGGAAGAAAAUAUGUCUAUUCUGGAUUUACAUGAAGAUCCAGACUAUAAAGAAAUCCCCAGUGAAUUGGAUUGGAGAGAUUUUGGAGCGGUUUCAAAAGUUAGCAGCCAAGGCAUCUGUGGAUCUUGUUGGACUUUUUCCAUCGCUGCUCCAAUCGAAGCACAUCAUUUCUUUCAGACUGGUAAAUUGAUCGAAAUAUCAAAACAGCAAAUCCUGGACUGUUCUUGGGGAAGCGGAAAUCAUGGUUGCCGUGGAGGAUUUCCUUUAAAAGCCUUAGCUUGGGUUGUUCGUAACGGUGCUGCGACGAAAAAAAGUUAUGGACCUUACUUAGGACAAGAAGCAUAUUGUCACUGUAGUCCUAGAGACAAUUGCACCAUCAUUAACAAUACGAAAGCUUUUCAUCUUGUGAAGCCAAAUACGAUAAAAACCAUGAAAGUGGCAAUCGCUAAAUAUGGACCAUUAUCUUGCAGUAUAAACGCUGAUGCAAAAACGUUACGUUUUUAUUCUUCAGGGGUUUAUAAUGAUUUGGAUUUUUCAAAAAAGAGAUCUAACCACGCAAUGGUGUGUGUUGGUUAUGGAAUCGAGAGAAAUGUAGGACAAUACUGGAUAUUAAAGAACACCUGGGGUCCUUUAUGGGGUGAAAACGGAUUCAUAAAAAUUUCACAAAAAGGAAAUAUUGCAAAUAUACACGGUGGAAAACUUUUUACCAUCAAAAAGAGUACAAACAUUCCCACAUUUCCACAUCGUUCGUUAGCAAAACUCAGAAAAACCAACAAUUUUUAUGGACAUUUAGGUUUCUAAAUUUCGUAGUUCUAUAACACUUGUGCUGUGAAAAUUUUGUUGCAUUUGGUUGAGAUAAAGUUACAUAAACAAUUUUUUCAAAAUUUCACAAAAAAGUCUUUUUGUAUAGUCUUCGUUCCAUUUGAAACAAAUAGACGCAAACAGCUCCAAUGAGGGAUGGGGGCACAACGAAA
Molecule: messenger RNA, 2074 nt
Organism: Xenia sp. Carnegie-2017
Lineage: Eukaryota; Metazoa; Cnidaria; Anthozoa; Malacalcyonacea; Xeniidae
Product: counting factor associated protein D-like
Exons: 9
Coding region: 24-1901 (625 amino acids)
Biological process (GO): immune response
Cellular component (GO): lysosome
Molecular function (GO): cysteine-type endopeptidase activity
Source: RefSeq, a predicted model, not a curated record